ACAGCUAGCAGAAACCGAAAACAUUUCAGAAGAAUAUCAAAUAGUGUUGUUCGGAGAUAAAGCCAUCUUUCUUAUUUCUGCAGUUGUAAGGGGAGGAUGGAAAGAAAGUAUGGUAGUCCCCACUGAAACUAAAUAAUCAAACAUUUGGCAACAUGCUGGGCGUGGAUUGUUUUAAAAAGAAAUGCACCCGGAAAUUGUUGUUAUUGGGUGUGAUUGGGUUGAUAAUCGGGUAUUUUAUCGUGAAACAGAAAUCAAAGGACCACAAAGAGUUGGUAUCUUGGCUUGACAAACAUGGAUUUUCACAACACGUAAAAGCUUUGGGAGAUUUAGGUGUCCAGAAUCUUGAUGAUGUCAUUCUAUUGUCGGCUGAUCACAGCUCUUUAUCAAAAAGUUUGGAAAGGAGAAAGUUUGAGGCUAUUUUCUCUGAUUAUUUUACAAAUGCUGUCAAGGAACUGAAGAGUAUAAAAACUCUGGAAUAUUGGCUGAUCUCUCAAGGCUUGGGGAUAUUCACUGAUGUACUGGUGGAUUCUGGGAUAAAUAGCUUGGAAGCUUUACGUGAUGUGCCCGACAAAACCUUACAACAAUUGGCCAAAAAGGUUUCCAGGUCUCAAGAUUACUCAGUGUUACAGCAUCAGUUGAAGAAGUUGAGGUUCAGACAUAGUCUAGUCACCUACUAUUCUUCACCAGCAGGCUUCAAGGCUUUAGCUGACCAGGCCAAGUGGACAGUGUCAAGCUUUGUCUGGUUUUUUAUUUUUCCGGGAGCAUUACUCGUCACAAUGAUGAUCUUUUGUGGAGGCCUCUUUGCUCACCGCAGCCCUCAUGUAUCGAAGGCAGCCAUCCUUGACUAUUUCAAUCGGCGAUAUCCUGCCCCUCAAUACUGUACAGUAAAGUGGGACUGGACUGAGCCACAUACUGUCGGUGGUACACUGACAUUCCAAGUUCAGGUGUUCCAGAGAAAUGGUAAACCAUAUCCUGUUUCCAAUGGUGACAACAUCCUGGUGGAGAUUGUGCACCAAGGGAUUAAGGUGGCCACAACGAUGGAGUAUGGGGGCCCUGAUCCCAACAGUGCUAACAUUGCUAAAGUCUCCUUCACCAUAUAUAAGAGUGGAGAGUACCUCAUCUCUAUUCUGAUUGGUGGACGGCACAUCAAAGGAAGUCCAUUCAAGAAGAACUUUGAAGCUGGGCCUAUUGAUGCAACAAAGAGUGGCUUCAUGAAUUACAGCUCCACAGUCGUGUGUACUAAAGGCACUUCCCACCCCCUCACAAUAGAGACAAGAGAUACUUAUGGCAACCUUUCAGCAUAUAAAGCUGGCCAGCAUGAUUUCUUCAAAAUUAAAGUUCGAGAGGCCGGCAGUAACCAGAAGUAUGUACCCACCACCCAGAUCAUCUGUGAUCCCCAGAGUAAGAGGUUAACAAUGCACAUACGCAUGCACAGAGAAGGCUGCUUUCAGGCUGUUGUCACCUAUGGAGAUGUCAAGCUAUGCAAUGGAGACUUCAACAUUCUUGUCCUUAGUUCUGAUGAUACAGCUCAAGUAUGCAAAGCACUUGCCAAAAAGAGUCACAACCUGUGGUACGAAGCUCGUCUGACUUCCUGUAACCAUGAGGUCUACGAGAAAGCCAAGAAAGUUUAUGUAUAUAUUUCCCCUAAGCAAUUAACACUCAAGGAAUUUUACUUAAAAUUUAUUGGCAAAAAGCUGUUCACAUUCCGAGUCUGUCCAUCUACAAAGUUUCAUUUCAAUGGCUUUAACAAUCAGUAUGAGGCCCCAGUGUUUACCAUAGACGAUGGCUCUCAACCUCCUAUAACUUUAGCUGCUAAGGAAAGAAACAUCAUAGCAGCUACCUUUACCAACUUCUUGCUCAAAAAUAUUGGUGGCUCAGAGACGUUUCAGGACAAACAAGGGUUUUUCCAGCACGAGAUCAGACAGCUUCACAUCAAGAGAAAACACAGUGGGAUACCUGUAAAAAUUGACCGAUCCAAACUGAGAUACAGUUCAUAUAAGGCAACAAAGUCCUUUGAUUUGCAAGACUGGUGUAAAAACUUUGAGAUCACGUUUCAGGGAGAAGAAGGUCUGGACUGGGGAGGGCUCAGGAGGGAAUGGUUUGAACUGUUAUGUACUGACCUGUUUGAUCCCACAGAGUCAGGGCUCUUCACACGAUUUACUGACUCUCCUCAGGCCUUAGUUCACCCAAACCCUCAGCGUCCCCCUGAGCUGAAGCUGAAGUAUUACGAGUUUGCUGGGAAAAUAGUGGGCAAAUGUUUGUAUGAGACAGCUCUGGGUGGGACGUAUAAACAAUUUGUCAAGGCUCGCUUCAGUCGCUCCUUUCUGGCUCAGCUGAUUGGAUUGCGGAUAAACUAUAAGCAUUUUGAAAGUGAUGACCCAGAGCUGUAUGAAACAAAAAUCAAGUUUAUAGAAGAGAACAGUGUGGAGGAUUUGGAGCUGUACAUGGUUGAGGAGGAGUAUGAUGACACAGGGCAUCUCAUCAAGAUGAUUGACCUGGUGCCCAAUGGCUCUAAGGUUCGUGUGACAAACAAGAACAAGCUGCAGUACUUGGAUCUCCUGGCACAGCAGAGGUUAACAAACAGCGUGAGGGAGGAGGUGGAGUACUUCCUACGGGGACUUAAUGAGCUCAUCCCGGACAAUCUCCUCAGUAUAUUUGAUGAAAAUGAGCUGGAGCUAUUGAUGUGCGGCACAGGGAACUACAGUAUAUCUGAUUUCAAAGUGCACCACGUUGUCUGCGGAUCCUCUUUGGCCUUCCUUAAGGUACUGGACUGGUUCUGGACAAUUGUUGCAAGCUUCACAGAGGAGCAGAUGGCUCGUCUCCUUCAGUUCAUCACAGGCAGUUCUCUGCUACCCCCUGGUGGAUUUGCUGAGCUUAAUCCCAAGAUUCAACUAACAACUGCUGUGACAUAUGGCAAUCUGCCCACAGCCCACACCUGCUUCAACCAGCUGUGCCUGCCUGAUUAUGACAGUAUAGAACAGUUCCACAAAGCUCUUCUGCUGGCCAUCACUGAGGGAAACCAAGGAUUUGGUUUAGUCUGACCUUACGCUCCACACAUUGAUUUAGCCAGACCUUGCCCUCAUAUCUUCCUGUCUUAUGGUCGAUGUUUUGCUCUGACCUUUCUCUCAAGGUGCUUUAACCUGGCUUUCUUUUUAUGCAGUGUGAAGUCUGACAAUACUGAUCUUAAGGUUAUGUACUAGUAUUUCUUAAGGUAGAAAUCAUGAAUUAUUGUCAGAUUUGGUCAUGAAAUGUCAUGAAUUUUUCCCCCAUCAGAAAAUUUGGCAAUCCUGCUUAAGUGUUGGUUUCUUCAGAUGGUGGUUAGACUAUUGACACAUGCUGGUUAAUAUGGUCUGCUUGCACCUCAUAUGUUGGUUUAAGUCUCGCUGGACAUGUACCUUCAGUUGUGGGUUAGGUCAGACUCUAGAACCCUCAAAUGUUGGUUAGGGUUGACUCUACCUUCAAAUGUUGGUUAGGUCUGACUCCAGAACCCAUAAAUGUUGGUUAGGCCUAACUGUAGUAACAAAUGUGGCUUAAUUAGUCUGACUGUAACCUUGAAUGUCAAAACAUCAUGUUACUUACACCUAACUGCUGUACUUAUUCAUGCCUUUGUAUUUUUAAUUUGUCUAUACAGUGAACUUAAGCAUAGUUUAAUGAACUAAACAUUUGAUGUUCAUUUGGUGUAUAUUUGGCAAAUCUGUAAGUAAGCCGGAAUAGUUUUAAAUCCCAAAUCAAAUACUAAAGUGAAAAAAUGGGAAUCAGACGCACUACGUUCAGCCAAGUUAGGGAACUUGGAUACGUAUUGGUUGUGCACAUGGAAUUGUAGGAGGAUCUGUAACAGUACUAAUUUUUCAAAUUUGCAAUCUAUAGAAUAUGAUUGUAUUCUACGCAACAAUACAAUUUUUAUUUUAAGUACAGCAUUUAGCUUUCCACUCACUGAUUUUAGAUCUAAUAAGCUGAUAUGUGAACAUCAUAAAUGCUGAAGGUGUGCUGUAAUUUUACCUAUAAUCAUAUUACUGAAAAUUGCGAUGACGAAUGGAAUCUAGUUCAUCCAGGUUUUUAGCAUGCAUUUUUAAAAGACCUUUAACCUUUUUUUUCCAGACUUCAAAAUCUUCUAAUGACUAGUAAAAACUGCUUUUUGCUGUAUAAUGACAUGGUAAAAAGAAAAUAUCACUGUUGUUACUAAGACACAAAGUAUACUGUUGGCACAUUUUCAGUACAUAGGGAAAAAGCUGUGUAAUGUUCUGUAAUAAUAUUCCAAAGUAUUGUGUAUACAUGUACCAGCAAAAUCAUGUGUUAGAUUGAGGGAUUUUACUAAAUGAUGAAUGGUCAGCUGGAAUGGGCAUUGUUAAUAAUAAAAUGAGACAGGUAAUGCUUUAGCUAAUAAAUGGAAAACUUUUGAAGUACGCAUAUGUACAUACAUGUAUUUGCAGGGCAGGAUAACGCGGCGCAUACAAACUCAAAUAAUCAAAUAAUGUGUACAGAAAUGUAGAGUUAUUUGCUGGUGAUUUUUACACAGAUGUAUUAUACAUAUGCAUGUGUAUCAAUCCACUCUGUAGGCACAUGUAUUAAUUAGUGAUUGGAUGGAACGGGCAGUGCUUUGUUUUAUCAGGAAUCCCUGAAAAUCACAAGUAUAUGUAUGUACAAAUUGAUUAGACAGAAUGUUUCUCUUGCUGUUGCAGGUAUUAGCUCAGCUAUUGUUACUCAGUCCAUGACUAAGUUACUCCUUUUGCCAGAUUCUGGCACCUUUAUUGGUCUUAGAAAGGUGUUUUGAGGUUCGUUUGGAAGAUACAUACAAGAUCCCACUGGUAAUGUAUGUUCCAGCACUAAAAGUAACAUUUAUUUUCCUAUUUAUUUGCACUUUUUUUUUAAACAAAUUCAGUAUAUGAAGAUGUUGCUAGAGAAGAGCUUGACUGACCCAAUUUAUUUUUUGAAUAUUCUGAAUUUUUUAGCCAAUUUUAGUGAAGAGAAAAAGAAUCUCUUUACAACAUGUGUGUGUGUGUGACAGGGCAUGCGAUUCAUUGUUGGAAAUUCAUUGCUUCAAUGAGAGAGCUUAUAUUAGGACGGUUAAGUUUACUUAUUUAUGGAACACCUUAUUUUGCUUUGUGCCAUUUCUGUUUCUUAUUACUUUAUCUAAAUCAGCUUAUUUGUGUUUGUGGGAAUUAACAUUUGCAGUAUUUCUCUGCUUUGUAAAAAUGGACCAUACAAGUGAUCUAUAUGUGUGAAGUAAAAUGACAAUCAAAUUUUUUAACAAGCCCAUAUACAUACACACAUUCAUACAUGUAUAUUAAGCUCCAUAAAUACUGGGAAUGUAAUAUUUUCAAGGUCACAACCUGGAAAUGUGCAAGUACCAAUUGCAAUAAUCGUGUGUAGCACAAUGUGGAAAAUGUAAAUGUUGCAGUUGAUAUGUGCAACAUUUACAUAUACAUGUA
Liolophura sinensis is the source of this 5429-nucleotide messenger RNA. RefSeq names its product apoptosis-resistant E3 ubiquitin protein ligase 1-like. The record is from RefSeq and is a predicted model, not a curated record. Gene Ontology annotation, biological process: protein polyubiquitination; negative regulation of apoptotic process; ubiquitin-dependent protein catabolic process. Gene Ontology annotation, molecular function: ubiquitin protein ligase activity; protein binding. Bases 153 to 3041 code for a protein of 962 amino acids. Gene Ontology annotation, cellular component: cytosol; cytoplasm. Lineage: Eukaryota; Metazoa; Mollusca; Polyplacophora; Chitonida; Chitonidae. The transcript has 19 exons.